This is a messenger RNA of Wyeomyia smithii (pitcher-plant mosquito), 1004 nucleotides long. It is a transcript of the gene vito, whose product is annotated as nucleolar protein 12. Lineage: Eukaryota; Metazoa; Arthropoda; Insecta; Diptera; Culicidae. Gene Ontology annotation, cellular component: nucleolus. The record is from RefSeq and is a predicted model, not a curated record. Gene Ontology annotation, molecular function: RNA binding. The transcript has 2 exons. Bases 126 to 920 code for a protein of 264 amino acids.
UAUCGGCAAAUGGGAACACUUGAAACUGCGAUCAAAAUUUUGUGGUUUUGUUUUCAUCGUUAGCUUCGCGCUCGUCCCAUGAGGUGUUCUAAUUUGUUUUCUAGCUUUUAAAUUUACAACAUAAAAUGAAACGAAAAUCUCAGGAAGGCAAUAAACCCGCGUAUGUGAAACGAAAAGUGGAAUUGGUUUUCGAUCCAGAGAAAAGAGCAGAAUUCCUCACAGGAUUUCACAAACGGAAGCAACAGCGCAAAAAGGUUGCUCAAACAAAGGUCCAACGCCAGUUGAAGGAGGAGGCGCGUCGGAUCAGGAACGAGGCAAAAAAUAAUGUGAAAAAAUUAUACCACUCGUACAAGCCCAUUCCAGAAUUGGCAGAACAAGACCAAGAAGAGCAGGAGUAUGAUACUGGUAAUGUGACGGUUAAAGUAGUAGAGUUGUCCACAACUGAACUAGCUAAAGAGAAUAACUGGAUCGGCCAGAAUCACAGUGCUGCUCAGCAAAGUGAGACAGAUGUUUCGGAAGAAUCUUUUGACGAGAAUGAAUUGGAAGCGAUACCUGGUAUGUCACUAACUAAAGAGAAAGUAAAAAAAUCUAAGAACCACGACGAAACAGAACUGGAAGAUACGGUUGAAAAUGAGCCACAACCUGAGAAGAGUUGCGAAAAAGAAAAGCCCAAGCAAAGUGGUCCGAAGUUAAACUUAGAUGGAGUAAGCUCCAAAAAGGAACUCAAUAAAAAACUGAAACGGCAUGCCCUGAAAUCUAUGCAGAAGAGCAAGGCAUUCCAACAAUCCGCUCGAGCUCAGCAGCAGAAGCAGCUGAAAAAGUCCCGCCGUGUGAGGCACUUCAAGGAAAAGCACCUUAAGCGCAAAGGAAAACUGAACGAUGAUAGAAAAGGGGAGAAAAAACAUGGAAGAAGGAAGUAGUUAAAAAUUUUGAUUUCAAAUAUACGCCUAUAAUGAGUAAUGUUGCAAAUCAUACUAUUAUAUUAAACUUGGAGAACUGCCCUG